UUUUUUUUCACACUCAUUUCUUCUGAUGGUGUAUCGAUUCAAUAGCUCCGUCUCAAAGUCUCAACUCAAAACCCACAAUCUCUAACCCUGAGAAGUUACAGUGUUCGAAUCGCUCUACUAGAAUUGUUUACGAGAAGUUGGCUACUUGAAAAUGAGUUCCUUCUCUAUUACGCGGAAGAAGACUCCUUUUCAGAAGCAUAGAGAGGAGGAAGAGGCUAAGAAAAAGAGAGCAGAGGAUGAAACAGCUCGGUUGUAUGCGGAGUUUGUAGAGUCAUUUCAAGGGGAUUCUGCUCCUGGGUCAAAGUCUUUUGUUCGAGGAGGAACAAUCAAUCCCAAUGAUAAAUUGAAGGAUUCUGAAGGUGAAAAGUCCAAAGAUGGGGUGUCUGUACCAAAGAAGGGAAGUAGGUAUGUUCCAUCUUUUAUUCCACCUCCUUUGGCGGCCAAGGGAAAAGAAUCAGAAAAGAAGAAGGAGGAGGAUAGGCCGAAGGAGAAGGAGAAAGAGAAAGGGAAGUCUCGGAACAUAGAUCAUUUCAUGGAGGAGUUGAAGCAUGAACAAGAGAUGAGGGAGAGGCGAAAUCAGGAACGUGAACAUUGGCGUGACGGGCGUCAUAGUGAAAGUUCUGCUCCAUCUAGCCGAUUCGAUGAGCUGCCCGAUGACUUUGAUCCAAGUGGAAAGCUUCCUGGAUCAUUCGAUGAUGGUGAUCCACAGACUACAAAUCUGUAUGUUGGAAAUCUCUCCCCACAGGUUGAUGAGAAUUUUCUUCUGCGGACUUUUGGAAGAUUUGGGCCUAUUGCUAGUGUGAAAAUAAUGUGGCCAAGAACAGAAGAGGAGCGAAGACGGCAACGAAAUUGUGGCUUUGUAGCCUUUAUGAAUAGAGCCGAUGGGCAGGCUGCAAAAGAUGAAAUGCAAGGAGUUGUUGUUUAUGAGUACGAGUUGAAGAUUGGAUGGGGAAAAUCUGUCGCCCUUCCUUCACAAGCACUACCUGCUCCUCCGCCUGGACAGAUGGCCAUCAGGAGUAAGGAGGGUGCUACCGUGAUCUUAUCUGGUCCAUCAGGUCCACCAGUGACUUCUGUUCCAAAUCAGAACUCUGAACUGGUUCUUACACCAAAUGUUCCUGAUAUAAUGGUUGUUCCACCAGAGGAUCAUCAUCUACAGCAUGUGAUUGAUACAAUGGCUCUUUAUGUUUUGGAUGGAGGAUGUGCUUUUGAACAAGCUAUUAUGGAAAGGGGUCGUGGGAAUCCUCUUUUUAACUUCUUGUUUGAGCUUGGGUCAAAGGAGCAUACUUACUAUGUUUGGAGGUUAUACUCUUUUGCACAGGGUGAUACUCUUCAAAGGUGGCGAACAGAACCUUUUAUCAUGAUAACUGGCAGUGGAAGAUGGAUGCCACCCCCCCUGCCGAUUGCAAAAAGCCCAGAGCAUGAAAAGGAGUCUGGCACCACAUUUGCUGCAGGAAGAAGCAGGCGUGUGGAACCAGAAAGAACAUUAACUGAUUCACAGAGGGAUGAAUUCGAGGACAUGCUACGUGCAUUAACACUGGAGAGAAGUCUGAUAAAAGAAGCUAUGGGUUUUUCCCUAGAUAAUGCUGAUGCCGCUGGAGAGAUAGUCGAAGUCCUGACAGAAUCAUUGACUCUUAAGGAGACCCCUAUUCCAACCAAAGUAGCUAGGCUCAUGCUCGUCUCUGAUGUUCUCCACAAUAGCAGUGCUCCUGUAAAAAAUGCAUCUGCUUACCGUACCAAAUUUGAAGCAACAUUACCUGACAUAAUGGAGAGCUUUAAUGACUUGUAUCGUAGUAUAACUGGAAGGAUUACUGCUGAGGCCCUAAAGGAACGAGUUUUGAAAGUAUUGCAAGUAUGGUCAGAUUGGUUUCUGUUUUCAGAUGCAUAUGUGAAUGGAUUACGAGCUACGUUUCUUCGGUCCGGGAAUUCAGGUGUGACUCCUUUUCAUUCUAUCAGUGGUGAUGCUUCAGAAAUAGAAAAGAAAACUAGUUCUGAAAAUACAAGUGAUGGGGGUAAAGCCAACCAAGAUGCUGCAUUGGCAAUGGGCAAAAGUGCAGCUAUGAAGGAGUUAAUGGACCUUCCCAUUGCUGAGCUUGAAAGACGUUGCAGACAUAAUGGAUUGUCUCUUGUUGGUGGUAGAGAAAUAAUGGUUGCACGAUUGCUGAGCCUGGAAGAUGCUGAAAAGCAGAGGGGCUACGAACUGGAUGAUGACUUGAAACUUGGUCAGGGCCAUUCAACUUCUGGCAGAUAUCCAAGUGGUCGGAAAGAAAUGAAUGUUGAACCUGAGCCAGUGGGAUUUUCAGGAUGGAACCGUUAUGGGGAGGAUGAGAAGCUGUCACAGGGCGCAGGUUCUGUACCUUUGGCUGCAACCAUACCUAUUCCACAGCCUGAGCUAAAGCCUUUCACAAAAAAAGAGAAAAAUGAUCCUGUUCUUCCAGCCUCAAAAUGGGCUGUUGAGGAUGAUGAAAGUGAUGACGAACAAAAGAGAAGUUUGGGGUUGAGCUACUCUUCUUCUGGAAGUGAGAAUGCUGGUGAUGGUCUUAGCAAGGCUGAUGACAUGGAGCUUGCGACUGAUACCAGCAUUCUUGUACAAUCUGACAGUGGAAUGAAUGAAGAGCAAAGACAAAAGUUGAGACGUUUGGAAGUUGCUAUUAUAGAGUAUCGUGAAUCCCUUGAGGAGCGGGGUAUCAAAAGUACUGAGGAAAUCGAGAAGAAAGUUGCAAUCCAUCGCAAGCGGCUAGAGUCUGAGUAUGGCCUAUCAGAUUCUAAUGAAGGCGGGAACAAGAGGAGGGAUAGAAGGGACGAUGCUCGUGACUCUUUAAGAAAACGACGCCGCAGCCAGAGCCGAAGUGAGAGCCCACCACGGAAAUCAAACAGGGAGAGGGAGAAGGAAAGUGAUUUAGAUAGAGAUCGGGAAAGGCAUAGGGACAAAGAUAGAGCUCAUGAUUUUGAAUGUGAAAGGGGGAGAGAACGUCGUGAAAAGAGUGGAAGCAAAGAGAGGGAUGAUCACGACAGAGACCGAAGCAGGGACAGGGAUAGGGAGAGAAGGAGACGGAUAAAAUGAGUCUUAUGGCUUAUGGAACAGGCUAAGUUUGUUGCUACUUAAGAAGAAAGAGUUGAGAGUGUCUUCACAUCUUUUGGGUCAUCAAAGUUUCUGGGUCUAUGACAUGGAAAAUCUAUUUUCAAAUGAUGUGAAUAAUUAACUUUAACAUUUAUUCCCAGUGACAAUUUGUGAGAGGAAAUCUGUCUCUUGCAAAACAUUUUGUAGUCAAAUGUUCUUGUAAGAUUUAUGCAUCAUGGUUAUAAUUUAGUAAUUAAAUUUUUUUUUUUUUUUUUUGG
Messenger RNA from Pistacia vera, 3336 nucleotides. RefSeq names its product protein RRC1-like. The transcript has 18 exons. Gene Ontology annotation, cellular component: nucleus. The record is from RefSeq and is a predicted model, not a curated record. Lineage: Eukaryota; Viridiplantae; Streptophyta; Magnoliopsida; Sapindales; Anacardiaceae. Gene Ontology annotation, biological process: RNA processing. Gene Ontology annotation, molecular function: RNA binding. Bases 152 to 3061 code for a protein of 969 amino acids.